This is a messenger RNA of Ophidiomyces ophidiicola, 3534 nucleotides long. It is a transcript of the gene RGA2, whose product is annotated as Rho-type gtpase-activating protein. The transcript has 5 exons. Bases 1 to 3534 code for a protein of 1177 amino acids. Gene Ontology annotation, cellular component: cytoplasm. Lineage: Eukaryota; Fungi; Ascomycota; Eurotiomycetes; Onygenales; Onygenaceae. The record is from RefSeq and is a predicted model, not a curated record. Gene Ontology annotation, biological process: signal transduction; regulation of GTPase activity.
AUGAUAGAUAAAGGCCAGGCGGAGUCGCCUACGGCCGUCGACUACCCCGAUGAUCAGGAUGACAUAGCGAUCCCCUGCAAGGGGUGUGGCGAGAUCCUCGAAGAGGGAAAAGCCUUUGAGCUAGCUGGUAACCGAUGGCACAUCGACUGCUUCCGCUGCCAUACCUGCGGGACCUAUCUCGAUUCCGACGCGAAUCUCCUCCUCCUCGGCGACGGAUCCCUCAUCUGCAGCAACUGCACCUACAGCUGCAGCUCCUGUGGCAGUAAAAUCGAAGACCUUGCCAUUCUGACUGGGGAGCAGGCUUUCUGUGCAAACUGCUUCAAGUGCCGCAAUUGCAAGCGCAAAAUCGAGAACCUGCGUUAUGCGCGUACAUCACAAGGCAUUUUCUGUAUGGAUUGUCACGAAUCGCUGAUGGCGCGACGCCGAAAGCGCUCUGCAAGGAACGCCGCCCAGCGCCAUAAGGUUCCCAACCCUUCAAUGCAUCUCGACAAAUCUCUACCCUCCCUUCCACCAGAGCACGAUACUUCUACGCCAACCACGGAUCCAUAUUCUGAUGCCUCCAUUGAAGCGCCGUUACGACAACGGAUCGAGGAGGAUCGUGGUAUUUCGAAGCAGGAUGGCAUGCCCUGGUCCCGUCCCCAAGGUGCGAGAAAUACUGCUAGACCUGCUCAGGCAAAUACUGAUGUGACGCCUGCUCUAGAUACUCUUAUCUUGCCUGCUAGCACUUACAAUGGCAAACGCCACUCGGUACUCUCGCAAAAGUCGGAUGGCUCUGCUGGAGAAGAGUUCCUCAUUCCAGUGGCCUUUGAUCCUACGCCCUCUGAACAUGCUUCGCCCGCAAUCAACUCCGCCGACAUCAUGAAAUCCGUGGAGGACAGAGCUGGUGAUUAUUUUAGCACCACGUCGUCCGAUUCGUCGGUCAAGUCUCCAUACGACUCGCAAGCUCCUGUGGCGCGACCAGCCCGUUCCCAAUCGUCGACUGAUCGCCAGCUUCAGCCAACUGUACAUCUGGAAGGCCGCCCGACUGAGAACGGGGCUAGGCCGCAACGCCAGGAAGAUGAUAGAACCCCAGCUAGACCUCCCAUCUCUGACCCUCGUCAGCGACCGAAGCACGCGCAGCAAAGUAGUGACUCACAAAGCGAAGCUGAAAAGUUCCAGCUCAGUGAAGCUCCAAAGCCAAAGAAAUCUAGUGAAUCAAGCGUUUCUCAUACCAACAUUGAAGCUCGCGAACAACAAAAAUACAAUAACCAACAGACCACAAAAGAACCUGAAUCUGCGCAGCCGAAACGUAGAGAAAGAAAAUCCAGCGACCUUUUAAAUUCGAAAAAUCCCACUUCUCCAGCACAGUUGCAAUAUCUGCCGAAAAGAGGCGACUCUCUUGAAAGCAAGCUCCAUACUAUCCCUCGGAAGGAAGUCGAGAGUGCCAAAAACAAUCAGAGUCAGACACAAUCGAAGCCAGAGACGACUCAAACUACAGGGGCUCUCAGCGCAAAAACCGCUCCGAAGAGCAGCGGAAAAUCAGACUAUCGGCAAUCCCUGGAAGACGCCACACCACUUCCCUCACCUCGCCCUCACACUACUAGCAUCGCUGCUAUGAAUAACCAGACUCCUCGCUCUAUGGAUAGCCCUGCCAGCCAUAAGCGAAAUACUUCUUCAAAUGCUUCACACUCAGAAUCAAAACGUAUGGAUUCUUCUCCGUCCCUUCCUCGCUAUACUUCUGGCGGCGAGCUUUCUUUUGAAGAAGAUAUGACUCGAAUCAUCGAUGAAAGUCAAAACCAAGAAUCAUUCCUUCGUCGCGUGUCAAAUUCGGUUCGGCACGGAAGAAGCUUUAGUGACAAGGGCUCGCGCCUCUCAAAAGAACUCAAGUGGCCUAAAUCUCCGUCGAGUGGUAGUACAUAUGCCCAUGAUAUCAGUAGCCCAAGCACUAGUCUAGCGGAUGUUCGGGAUGAUCUUAGCUGGUUGAAGAAUGAGCUUCGAAGAGAACGACAGAAAUUGAUCGAAAAAGACCAGAAGAUUGCAGAGCUGGAGAACGCUCUCAAUGCUACGGUCAGCAUUAAACAAGUCAAUACGGAGCUACGGGAAAAAAGAUCUACGAUGGUGGUUUUAGAUGCGCAGAAAGAGAUUGUUCUACGAGAGCUUGAGGUUUUGAAAGAGCACAUUGCAACUGAAAAACAAAGCAAUGCACCAUUAGAUUUGGGGAAAAUGAGCAAUGCAGUGCUUCGGGAUUUUGCCGAAGCUCUCCAGCGCUUAAAAGAAUCCUUCGCGCCCCAAAUCGAAGAAUUGAUCCAAAAGAGAAAUGAUCUGGUUGAUGAACUGGGAAAUCUUGGACGCAUGAAGGACAAGAGCUUCAAAGAAUUUGAACAACUUUCACUAAAGAACGCCCAACUAGCCGAGUUGAACAAUCAGCUUGUACACCAAAUCCAGGAACUCUACAAGGCUAAUUCCAAUUCCGCUGAUCGUCAAACAACCAACGGUCUAGGCAUUUACCACCAGAAGGAUAAGUCCACUCCGUCGGUCGAACGAGAUCCGCGCAUCGGCAGCGAGCCUUCUCCAGGACUUCUUCAGCCAGAAGAAGCCGAACCUGCGACUGUGAUCCAAGGCCCCCAGGUUGUCAACAUACGCAAAGGCCAGCCAAAGAAAUUCAAUUGGAAAAGGGGCGGCCAGAACGUUGCAAAAGGGGUUACUAAAGGCCUAAAGGGUGCAUUCCUCUAUGGGGAAGGCAGAACACAACGCGACGGCCAGUUCACAGAGACCGCGUCAUACGGAAGCAUGACUUCAACCGGCGGCGACAGCAACAUCUCGGGCCCUCAACGUCUCCAGCCACAACAAGAUAUGUCUCGUCAGGGAUUUGGAUUCUUUGGGAAUCAGAAGAAACAACAACCUGCCAACUGGAAGUCCCAGGCCAAUGGCAGCUCAUCCGCGCUACUUGAUGCCUCAAUUGGUUUGUUUGGCGCAGACCUGGAGCAGAGACUUGAAGUGGAAAAGGGGGUUAUUCCUAGCAUUGUUACUCGGUGCAUAGAAGAAGUCGAAUUACGCGGAAUGGAUGUGGAAGGAAUCUAUCGCAAAUCCGGAGGCAGUUCGCAAGUCCAGAUGGUCCGCGAAGGAUUCGAACGAAGCCGGGACUUUGACAUUUCCGACCCUGAUCUCGACAUUCAUGCCGUCACAUCUGCACUGAAACAGUACUUCCGAAACCUCCCCACACCCCUCAUCACCUUCGAUGUUUACGACUUGCUUCUUGAUGCCAGCAACGUCACACCAGUCGCCUCACGUAUCGAUGUCAUGCAGCGCGGACUUCACGAACUUCCCCGCGUCCACCGGGACGUGCUAGAAUUCCUUGUCUUCCACCUCAAACGCGUUGUGGAUCGAGAACGAGAAAAUCUAAUGACUAGUCUCAAUAUUGCUGUCGUCUUCGCCCCGACAAUCAUGCGCCCUGAGAGCCUGAGUCGCGAGAUGACCGAUGUUCAGAAGAAAAAUGAAACUCUCCAGUUUUUAGUCGAUAAUUGCCAGGAAAUAUUUAUGGGCAUGCCAGAGUAG